UCGAGGAACAAGCCGCCAUCUUCCUCCAUCGCUCUCUGCGCAGACUCCACGUGUGGCGAGUAGAUGCACUUGUCUUUGACCUGCACUUUUACUCCCGUCACCCGAGUCGUCAUCACAUAAUAGUAGUAUGAAGUCCCCCGGGCAAGCUGUUGCAACUCCUAAGAAAGCAAAGAAAUUGGCAGCAGAAACUCCAGAAUUGAAAAAGAAAGCAGCAAAGGCACAGACUCCAAAGGUAGAGGUGUCUCAAACACAAACUCCUCAGACUCCAAAAAUAAAAAAGGGUAAGGCUAAGAAUCUAGACACCCCAAAAGUAGAAGUUAAAACGCCAAAAGCAGAGAAAGUUAAGACACCUCAACCACAGACCCCCAAAGUGGAGAAGAGUGAAACAGAACCACAAGCAAAGAAACUCAAGACACCCAAGACUGACACUCCAGCAGGAAAUUCCUCCCCAGAAAAAAUACAAACAGUAGUUACAGAGCACUCAGGUGGUGCAACACGCGGACAGAGAGGAGGAGGAAGAGGAGGUUUCCGAGGUGCAAUGAAUGGAUUUAGAGGUCGAGGUGGUGGCUUUAGGGGAGGUAGGGGUUCCUUCAGAGGAGGUCCUGGCAACUUCAGAGGAGGUCGGGGAGGAAGAGGUAGAGGCGGAAGAGGAAGAGGUGGCUCAGUUGCUGAAAAGAAUCCAUGUGCUGUGUAUAUGAACUUCUCCAGCCCUAUUGAUGGAACUGCUGCAACAGAGAUUUUGAAAAUUGGAAAAGCUGCAUCUGCAAUACAUUUUGGAAGAAAUUGCUUCCUAACAUUUGGAACAGAAGAUGAAGCCAGUACACUCAUAAAGAAGGCAGCUGAAAUAGAAUUUGGUGGUUUGAAGCCAUUUGUUGACAAUGCAUACAAAUCAUCUGGCCAGAAAGAAGCAGAAAAAAGAAGUUCAGAUGGCACUACUGAACCAACCCCAAGCAAGAAGAUGAAAGUUGAGACUUCAGCAAAGGUUGAAACUGAAAAGAAAGAUGAAGAGGAAAAGAUGGAGGAGGGAGAUGGUAGUGAGGAAGAGGAAGAUGGUGCUGGUGAAGUAGAAGAGGAGGAAGGUGAUGAUGCAGUAGAUGAAGAUGAUGAUGCUGAGGAAGAUGAUGAUGCUGAGGAAGGUGAUGAUAAAGCUGAGGAGGAAGGGAGUGAUGAGGAGGAGGAAGAAGAGAGUGAUGAUGAGUAACUAUUGACCGAAAAAGUGUUCUUUGAGAUUUUUUCUUGACGUGACAUUACCUUUGACCAUUAUCUACUCCAUUUUAUGUAGGGUAAAAGAAAUGCCCUUUAUAUAGAAAAUAUGAAAUGUACCAUGUGGAGUUUAAUAAAACCUAACUUCUUAA
Molecule: messenger RNA, 1355 nt
Organism: Homarus americanus (American lobster)
Lineage: Eukaryota; Metazoa; Arthropoda; Malacostraca; Decapoda; Nephropidae
Product: U3 small nucleolar RNA-associated protein 25-like
Exons: 6
Coding region: 128-1201 (357 amino acids)
Source: RefSeq, a predicted model, not a curated record